AUCAAACGGAUACAGUAGGAAGGCUAUACAUCGAGAAAAAACAAGUAGAAAGAGUGAAUACCUAGAAAUAUCUGGGAACCUGGGUAAAUGAAAACAAUGACCAAGGUAGAGAAAUAAUGACACGCAUUGAAAUUGCAAGACAAGCAUUUAUAAAAAUGAAAACAAUGUUUGUCAAUCGAGACCUUUCUCUGGAUCUGAGGAGAAGAGCCUUAAGAUGCUACGUGCUCUCGACUUUGUUGUAUGGAAUCGAAAGCUGGACACUAAAAGCGGAUAAUAUAAAGAAGUUGGAAUCAUUUGAGAUGUGGUGCCAUAGAACGAUUUUGAAAAUACCAUGGACCCAACGAGUUACAAAUGCAGAAGUGUUAAGAAGGCUACAAAAGGAUUGCGAGGUCAUAAAGCACAUCAAAACAAGAAAGCUGGAAUAUUUAGACCACAUUACCAGAUGUGCGAAAUAUGAGAUAUUAAGGCUCAUAAUGCAAGGUAAAAUCAGAGGUAAAAGAUCCAUAGGAAGACGAAGAAUUUCCUGGCUGAGAAACCUAAGAGAGUGGUAUAGUUGCAGCUCAGUAGAUCUUUUUAGAGCAGCCGCCAAUAAGGUACGGAUAGCUGUGAUGAAUUCCAACCUUCGAUAG
This is a messenger RNA of Diabrotica balteata, 629 nucleotides long. The record is from the annotation of a GenBank genome assembly. NCBI's taxonomy places the organism in Eukaryota, Metazoa, Arthropoda, Insecta, Coleoptera, Chrysomelidae.